AUGGGACCUGUCCGUCGCAUCGCUCAGAUUGUUCACCUGAAGCCCUCUGCUGUGGCGGCAUACAAGGAAUGCCACGCCAACGUUUGGCCUGAAGUCCUUCAACAGAUCAAGGACUGCAAUAUCAAAGACUACUCAAUCUUCUUUGACAACGAUCGCACCCUAUUCGCUACAUUUAAAUAUGUCGGCACAGACUUUGAAGGGGAUAUGGAGCUCAUGCGGGCAAACCCAAAGAUCAGGGAGUGGUGGGCUAUGACUGACGGAAUGCAGGAUAGCCCCAUUCCCGGCGCAGUGAGCAGUGCAGAUGGACCCGGCUGGUGGAAGGUAUUGGACGAGGUGUUUUACACAGAAUAG
Molecule: messenger RNA, 351 nt
Organism: Penicillium canescens
Lineage: Eukaryota; Fungi; Ascomycota; Eurotiomycetes; Eurotiales; Aspergillaceae
Product: L-rhamnose mutarotase
Exons: 3
Coding region: 1-351 (116 amino acids)
Molecular function (GO): racemase and epimerase activity, acting on carbohydrates and derivatives
Source: RefSeq, a predicted model, not a curated record